AGCUAGAAAGUGAUAAUGAUAAAGCAAAUAAACCAUCCCCAAACCCUACUAUACUGGCGUAUAAUUCCUCCCCCUGUUUUCAAUUUUCCGAUUUUGUCACGUACAUACAAAUCGUGUAUAAUUCUUGUAGACUUUCCUAAUUUUUCAGCUCCGAUAAAAAUAAUUCGAUUAAUUUUAAUUCGACAUGGCCGAUCGAUUGUACCGUGAUUUGGAGAUUGCGCUGUCCUCUUUUUCCGCACCGUGCAACGAUGAUUACAAUGAAGAGGACGAGGAGAGCGAGGAAGAGUAUGAUGGGGAAGAGGUCAACGGUGUCGAAAUUGAGGGGAAAUCGGAGGAAUUAGCUUGCCCUUUUUGCUCGGAGGAUUUUGAUGUUUUGGGAUUGUGCUGCCACAUUGAUGCCGACCACCGCAUGGAGGUUAAACCAGGGAUAAUUCGACGCUUUUCGCCUUUUUCGGGAUUGCUACGUAGGGAUUUGCCCUGUUUGUGCUGUGAAGGUUCGGGUAAACAUGGCUUCACAUGUGAUUACUCAUCACGAGAGUAUAUUGAAGAUCGUAGCACUCGCUCCCGUUCAUCAAUAUAUCUACUGAGGAAGGAAUUGCAGGACAAACAUUUACGUGCUGUUAAGGAGUCUCCCACUGUUGGUUCGUCCUCUAAUGCAGCAGCUGAUUCCAUGCUUUUGUCGUUUGUCAAUAGUCCUCAGCCAGCUUACAGGCCCCAAAUCACUGAAGCUGCUACUCCAUCUGAAGCAAGCUUGUCAGGAAAAAGUUCUUAUGAUGACUCUGUUGAGAAAUUUCCAUUGUCUCUGUCAACAGACAGGAACAUCGAGAUGGCCAGAAGGUCUGAGUUCGUACAGGGCUUGCUGUUAUCCACCAUACUUGAUGACUUGUAAAACAGCUGGGCAUGCCAAAGCUUCAUUUUUUUUAUGCCUAUUUAUUGACAGAGAGGCGAUUGUUGAACUCGUGCACUGACCCUGCUCGUAAAUUAACCCUAUAUUUCCUGUGCAAUUGAUCGUGAUCGAAUCGGAGACAACAGUUUCAGUGAUCAGUUAGAUGCAGCUCCUUAUUUGAUUUGCCUGGGUAGAAUUGUCCUUAGCUGUUAGUGUAUAGUGUUAAAUAUAGGCAGCUAAUGUAUUGUGACAAGACCAUGGUCAAUUCUAUGUUACCUGCUUCAUCAUUAUACAUUUUCACAAGUAUAUUCGAAUUUGUGAUCGACAUGUGUUAUUGAUAAA
Molecule: messenger RNA, 1228 nt
Organism: Salvia splendens (bonfire salvia)
Lineage: Eukaryota; Viridiplantae; Streptophyta; Magnoliopsida; Lamiales; Lamiaceae
Product: protein DEHYDRATION-INDUCED 19 homolog 3
Exons: 5
Coding region: 185-889 (234 amino acids)
Source: RefSeq, a predicted model, not a curated record